This is a messenger RNA of Elaeis guineensis (African oil palm), 1627 nucleotides long. The record is from RefSeq and is a predicted model, not a curated record. NCBI's taxonomy places the organism in Eukaryota, Viridiplantae, Streptophyta, Magnoliopsida, Arecales, Arecaceae.
UUUUUCUAGUCUUACGAGUUUGGAAAACUUAGACCUAUCAUAUAAUCAACUAUCAGGAAGCUUUCCUUCUUGGGUUACCCAACAAAAUUUGGAAUUGAACUUGGUGGCCAACAACUUUGUGCUUGAUAGUUCUAAUAGCAGUGUUCUGCCUUCAGGAUUGAAUUGUCUUCAGCAAGAUAUACCUUGCAAUCCUGGAUCACCAAUUUAUUCUUCCUUUGCCAUAACGUGUGGUGGUGAUAAACCCAUCACAUCAUCUGAUGGAACUGUGUAUGAAAUAGACAGCAAAUCUUUCAAAUCGGCAUCUUAUUAUGUGACUGACCAAAACAAAUGGGCAGUUAGCAGUGUUGGAAUUUUUAUGGACAACCAAAAUGCUGACUAUAUACUGAAGAGUACAUCUCAGUUCUCAAACACUCAAGAAUCAGAGCUGUACCAGACUGCAAGGAUAUCUCCAUCAUCAUUAAGAUACUAUGGUCUUGGGCUUGAGAAUGGAAACUACACUAUAAAGUUGCAUUUUGCCGAGACAGAAAUCCUUGAUCUACCUAAUUGGACAAGUGUUGGGAGGAGGGUUUUUGACAUCUACAUACAGGGUAAACUUUCUGAUGGAAGAACUGUGGCUGUGAAGCAAUUAUCAGUAGCAUCUUGCCAAGGAAAGCUCCAAUUCAUGAAAGAAAUUGCAACUGUAUCUGCAGUGCAGCACCGAAACCUUGUGAAGUUGUGUGGUUGCUGUAUCGAGGGAGGCAAGCGGCUCCUAGUCUAUGAAUACUUAGAAAACAAGAGCCUGGAUCAGGCACUCUUUGGUAAGAACAACUUGCACCUUGAUUGGCCCACUCGCUUUGAAAUAUGUUUGGGUACAGCAAGAGGUCUAGCAUAUCUUCACGAGGAGUCAAGAGUGCGAAUUGUACAUAGAGAUGUCAAAGCCAGCAAUAUUCUGCUUGAUGCCGAUCUCAACCCAAAAAUAUCAGAUUUUGGUCUCGCCAAGCUUUAUGAUGAUAAGAAGACUCAUAUCAGCACAAGAGUUGCUCGUACAAUUGGUUAUCUUGCACCGGAGUAUGCGAUGAGAGGGCAUCUCACAGAAAAAGCCGAUGUCUUUGGAUUUGGAGUCGUAGCUUUGGAGGUCGUGUCUGGAAGGCCGAAUUCAGAUCGGAGUCAUGAAGAAGAGAGAGUUUAUCUCCUCGAAUGGGCUUGGCAUUUACGGGAGAACGGGCGCGAGCGGGAAAUGGUGGACCCAAGUUUAUCAUCAUUCAACCAAGAAGAGGCCAUCCGCAUCAUCAAUGUAGCUUUUCUGUGUACUCAAGCAUCGCCGAUGCUGCGCCCACCAAUGUCAAGGGUGGUGGCCAUGCUGGCAGGUGAUACUGAGGUGGGUGAAGUCACCACAAAGCCUGGUUAUUUGACAGACUGGCAGUUCAACCAAGAACAGCACAUGGCUUCAUGCUCCGACCCCAUGUUGGCUGAGGUCUUAAGUGGAGGAAGGUAGUAGCCGUUGGCCCAUUGAUCUGGAAGUAAAUUCCACUAGGCCACUUUUCAUGCUGCAGUUAUACAUUAUAAUCAUAUUUGGUAGAUAUAGAAAUCUAAAAUACCACUGAAUCCCUGUAGAAGAGGUUUUCUGCUCUUUAUUCCCUUAUUGCUU